This is a messenger RNA of Cydia pomonella (codling moth), 3247 nucleotides long. RefSeq lists its product as uncharacterized. The record is from RefSeq and is a predicted model, not a curated record. The transcript is spliced from 3 exons. Lineage: Eukaryota; Metazoa; Arthropoda; Insecta; Lepidoptera; Tortricidae. The coding region runs from base 1552 to 2220 and encodes 222 amino acids.
UACUUAUUGGAGUGAAAAAGCAAUUUAGCAUCCAUUUCUUGUUGCGAAUACUUAUAGUUUAGUGUGAAGAAAAAGUGGGAAGCGUGCCAAGGUGUUUUAUCGCAAAAGCGCUUUACUGAAACCAUCUCAAGAAUUACAAAGCGGAUUCUUUUCUUGCCAGUUUGAAGUAGUGACAUACAUAGAUUUUCGUUCGUAUAGAACUUGUUGAUCACACUUCUAUACAAAUUUACAACUCUCGCAUCAGCGCCCUGGAGUAUGAUUUCCUGGUUGAAAGAACAUAAUUCUUUUAUGUUUGCUUUUAUCCCGCUUGCAUGUUGCAUCUUCAGUUACUGCCUUGGAGCCCAGAGAACGCUUAAAAAUAUCCUAUCCUAUUAUUUUGUCUAGGAUUAAAUUUUACUUCAUUGUGAAUAUUUUAUAAUCGGUUUAAGCUUGAAAAGGUAGCAGAUAGAAAUAUUUCGCAUUUAUAACAGCGGCAAGUGACACAGGGUUCUCUGAAACAGGCGAACUCGCAGGGGACAAUAGAUAAGUAAUGGAAAACUUUCUAAAGAGCUUUGCUGUUUAACGGGCGUGUUUCUCUUUCAAGUCAUUGACUUUAAUGACGGCUGGGGAAUUUCAUUAGAGCAUGGUGAAACUCAGCAGUACUAUUGUACCCUUGGAUAUAUAACUUGUGGUAUUUUACAAAUUUGGUGGUCUGGUCUCUAGAUUUGUAAUUUUAAUAGUAAUUCAUGAUUUUGAAGGGUUUCAUUCAGGGUUUUUGAAGUUGGAAUAAUUUCUGAAUAUAUUCUUUGCCGUAUUUGUUAAAAAACAGAGCUUUACAAUUUAAAUGAUAUAUUUAUAAUCAUACGUGUAAUGUUAUCAAUGUUAUCAUUGUAAGUACAUUUUUCGUAAACUGCAUUCCUUCUCAGAUUAUCGAAAAAAAAACUACAGAAUUUUUCCAUAAAUGCGGGCACAGUAAGCUGCAUAGUUAAGUGAUCCCCCUGUAAAAAUAAAUAUAUACGCAGGGGGUGUCACUUAACUCUGCAGCUUACUGUGCAUAACGCGUAGCAAACAAAAAACUAUAAAAAAAUAUUCCAGAAGACUGAUCCCAAUACACGGUAGAAAUUAAAAGCGAAAUCUAGACUCGUAAUGCUUUAAAGUCGGGCACGACAACACAUUGAAUGAAACUAUUCCAGGAAGAAACUUAAAAGAACGCUUGAGCGGUUUGGUUCGUGUCAGCCGUAAAACCGUACUCUGGCAAAUUUCAGGCCAGUGCCGAUAUUUACUUGAUCGUGAUUAAUUAUGUAUUGUGCUCGUCUUUAGUUCUGAGAGAUUGACUGCGCCAUUACGCGAUUUUAUCGCGAGUUUGGCCGAGCGCGGGAUUAUGCAGUGUCUGCCUUCUGCAGUUAGCGCCCGUAGCGAAAAAACGCGCACACGCAUGGACCGCUUGAAAAACGUGCGGAAAAAUCUCGUACCGUAGUUGAGUACUUUUAUCGUUGUCGUUGAGUGCUACGAACUUUAGUAAAAGUAAUGUACUAUGAAUGAGCCAGUAAUUAUAAAAUUGAUAAUGUUAAUAUGAAUUAUAAAAACAGCAAGAUGAACUUAAAGUUGAACAAUGACGUUCGACCAGCAACGAGGGUGAAGGUAAAAAAAAAUUCAGCAACUAUUAAGGAAGAGCGGCAGCGCACAGGACGGUACAUUGCGAUCCUAGUUGGCAUAUGCCUACUACUACUGGCGAUAUACCACGCGUGGGUGCGAAAAAUCCCAGUCGUGGCCAGCCUAGUCGUGCCCGCGCUCAUCAUGUUUAUUUACGUGGGAUGGGUUCUGUAUUCGGCCAACAGGGAAAAACAUAGGCGCCUGGAUUUGGAAGCAGCAAUCACUGCAAACUAUUUGAAAGAGAGACAAGAUGCUUUAGCUGCUGAACAGGCUAAGAAGGAGGAACAGUCCAGUGGGAAGAACAGUCCUCGACCACAGUCCCCUAACGGCGCAGUGCAUAAGGAUUUAUCCAGGGUACCUUCCAAAGUGAGCCAAACCAAUGUAGCGGAUGAAAGUCAUCGUUUCAUCAAACCUAUAAUCUUAGUCAAUGACAGACCCCCUGAUGAUCCUGAUGAUAAGUGGACUCAACUAGUAGAUGUGAUUUCACAAAGUGAAAAGUUUAAAGCUAUUACGGGUAGAAAGAAAUUUAAGCGAAAGUUCUGUAGAAGUAAGCGAAUUACAUUUAAAAGAUCUUACUCGAUAGCGUGACAUGUACCUAUUAAAUUAGUGACUUUGUAUGGUAUAUGAGACCGCGGCCGGAUAAACGUCCCACUUUCUCGCCUGCUACAAGGCCGCAUUAACAUGUUAUUCGUAUAAAGAUACAAGCAAAUCUCGUCCUUAUAGCAAGUGACAAAAUGGGACGUUUUGCCGGCCGCGGUCACAUAUUCUUUGAUUACGAUUCGCAUUUAGGUAAUUUUUUCAUAUUUUUUAUUGUUUGCUAAGUACCUUUAAAAGAAACAUAUAUUGUACCUACAAUUUAUAAUGAUAAAAUACAUAUUUAACCGAGAUUCAUUUGCGUAAAAUAGGGGAUUUAUUUACGUUAAAUAUUAGUAAUUUAAGUACGCAGUACGGAACUACACAUUGAAUGGUUGGUACGGUCACGUCUGAAAAUAUCGAUACGAAAAAAGUGCCAAAAUUAUGUACACACGAAUUUAUUGCCCAUAUAUUAAGGUAGUGGUUAGUUUUGGCAUAUUUUUCAUACCGAUAUUUUCAGACAUGACUGUGCCUACCUAUGUUCUCAGAAUUAAUUUAUUGUGAUAUCGUAAUUAUGUAAAUCGUAAGUCACGUUUUACAUAACAUUAGGUAAGCAUUACUUAAAACUAAGUACAUUAGUUUUAAGUACCUACACGGGCAAAUAAUUGGUUCCAAGUUUCCCCUUUAUAUGAAAUAUAAUCUCACUGUAUGUACAUGCCAUUUAAUGUCACGUUUAGUGUGACAAGUAGACGCUUAAAAAUUUCAUAUAAAACUUAAGUUUAACUCAAACUUAAGUUUUAUAUGAAAUUUUUAAGCGUCUACUUAACUCAAUUUUAUGUCAAAUGUAGCAAGAAAUAAAGUCUGCUCCAUAUUAAUUUAUUAUGCUCUCAAAGUAAUACAAGCAGGUGGUAUGUGCCUUAACAAAUUAGCCUUAUUAGAUAUGCUGAUUAUACAUUAUCUAAAUACAUAUUUGUAUGUUUUUUGUAUACAUAUAAUGAUCGUUAACUGGUACUUGUUUGUCUUGUUUAAUGUGGAUGUAUAA